AUGUCCGCUGACUGGAGCUAUCUUUGGGGUGGUUCAGGCAAUCGUUCUUCCACCGACGAUCCGAAACACUCUGACCCUGUAAGCGGAGAUGAUGAGAUCGAACCUGACCAGGGCAAUGGUAUGUACUCUCCACCCGCCGUUGAGCUUCAUACAGGCUGCAUGCUAACCGGAAUCCCGAUCGCAACAGUUCUCGGUCACAUCAUUUCCCAACUCCGACCUGGAGCAGACCUCAGUCGGGUAGUAUUACCCACCUUUAUUCUAGAACCCCGGUCCAUGCUAGAGCGAAUCACGAAUUUCAUGGCACACCCCGAAACACUACUUCCCAUGCCGGAGAAGGAUGACCCUCUCGAGCGCUUUGUAUCCGUUGUUAAGUUCUACCUGAGUGGAUGGCAUAUAAAACCUCCCGGAGUCAAGAAGCCAUUGAACCCCGUCCUAGGAGAAACCUACACCUGCUCCUGGGAAUAUCCUGACGGCACUCAUGGAUACUAUAUCUCGGAGCAGACCUCCCAUCAUCCACCGAAAUCCAGCUACUUCUUCAUGGCCCCCGAGCAUCAUAUCCGAAUCGACGGCACCCUCAAACCGCGAAGCAAAUUCCUCGGUAACUCCGCCGCGAGUAUGAUGGAGGGAAUUGCUAUACUACGGUUCUUGAACCGUGGACAAGACAAGGAGCGGGGUGAACGAUACAUCUUGACGCAGCCGAACAUGUACGCCAGGGGCAUCCUCUUCGGGAAAAUGAAGUAUGAGCUUGGUGACCACAGCUUCGUGAGGUGUCCCGAGAAUGAUCUUGUCGCGGACAUCGAAUUCAAAACCAAGGGCUACUUCUCUGGCACCUACAACGCCAUCGGUGGGACAAUUAAGAAUGAAAAGACUGGAGAAGUUUACUACGAGAUUUCAGGUCUUUGGAACGGCGAGAUGCACAUCAAGAGCGUUCAUUCGCAUGAGAAAGAACUUCUCUUCAAUGCUAAGAAAUCCAAACCGACAUUUCCCACAACCCGUCCGAUCGAACAACAAGGCGAGCGUGAGUCUCAGCGAUUGUGGCAGAGCACAGUAAAGGCCAUCAUUGCCGCAAACCACGAGACGGCUACGGACGAAAAGACGAAGAUUGAAGACCGUCAACGUGUAGAAGCGGCGAAGCGAGCGGAACAGGGUGUCGAAUGGCACCCUCGGCUCUUCCGGGCGGUUCGCGGCGGGCCUGGCGGUCCCGAGGAGGGCGAAGAAGCUCUCGAUUGGAUCAUCAAUACCCAUGUUGAUUCUCAUGAUCCCGAGAAGGCCAAAAAGCAAAUCCUGGCCAUCGCUCCUAUCUUCGAAGGACAGACGUGGGAAAACUUUGAAAUCCCAGAAUACAAGACUAGUGCGAUGAAUGGUGCAGACAAGCUUGAGCCUCAGUCGGAGAACACCAAGCCGGAACCCCAGCAAGAGAUCAUCCCGGAGAUAAAGUCGGCAAACAAUGCGGAGAACAAGCCAGAAGCCAAACAAGAGGCUACCCCAGAGGAAAAGCCAGGAAAUACGGCAGAGAACAAGCCAGAGGUUGUCGAGCGACUGGACUCGAAGACGAAUGAGGUCGACAAGUACACGGAUGCCCUGGAGGACGCUAGGCCUUGA
Molecule: messenger RNA, 1602 nt
Organism: Aspergillus mulundensis
Lineage: Eukaryota; Fungi; Ascomycota; Eurotiomycetes; Eurotiales; Aspergillaceae
Product: OSBP family protein
Exons: 6
Coding region: 1-1602 (533 amino acids)
Cellular component (GO): membrane; cortical endoplasmic reticulum; cytosol
Molecular function (GO): sterol binding
Source: RefSeq, a predicted model, not a curated record